GUCAUGAUCUAUUCGUGGAGAAUGACGUCACUUCCGUGAAGACACAUCCGCGCAUCCCAUUUCAGACCGCCAAAGUCUCGUUUCUGGUCGUCGGAGGCAGUCAAGGCGAAAUCCGACGCGACAGUUCGUCUCGGACUUGCGAUCUCGACCGGCCCAUCGCGUUUCGCGACGAUCCGAGACCGGCGUCGUGUCGAACGGCGCGUUACAGACAUGUGGACAGGUCAAGCUGCUCUAAUGUUUACAACUGUGUAUGUCAAGAACUUUGGUGAGGACUUCAAUGAGGAAGAGAUGAGGGAAAUGUUUGGAGCGUUUGGUAGCAUCACUAGCUUGGAAGUUAUGUUUGAUCAAGGGGGCAAAUCUUGUGGAUUUGGAUUUGUGUCUUUUGAGACACACGAGGGAGCGGCUAGGGCUGUAGAAGAGAUGAACGGUAAAGAAAUAAACGGUCGUGUCAUUUAUGCUGGUCAACCUCAGAAGCAAGCCGAACGAAUGAACGAGCUCAGGAGUCGCUUUGAACUGAUGAAAAUGGAGAGAAUGAAACGCUUUCAGGGUGUUAAUUUAUACAUCAAAACUCUGGACGAUGAAAUUGACAAUGGAACUCUGAGAAAAGAGUUUAGUCCAUACGGAACAAUUACAAGUGCAAAGGUGAUGAUGGAUCAGCAAGGUCGUUCUCGCGGUUUUGGCUUCGUGUGCUUUUCGUCUCCUGAAGAGGCAACUAAAGCGGUGACCGAAAUGAACGGUCGAAUCAUUAUCAGCAAGCCUCUCUACGUUGCUCUUGCCCAAUGUAAGGAGGAAAGGUGUGCUCAACUGACUCAACAAUACAUGCAACGAAUGCAACAGCAAAGACCGUUCUUUCAGACGUUUCCACCUCAAGCCGCUCGUCCUCGUGCUUGGAAUCAGCAGCAGCUGUGCACAACGUAUGCACCAUUCAGCAUGAUGGCUCAGCAACAUCGUGCAGCCGCAAACCGCAUGAUGCGUCCUCUGGGUCCAAGAAGUCCAUUCCAGCAACAACGUGGCGACCACUUCCCUGGUCAACGAAGGUUUGUUCAGCAGCCAGCUCGAGCGACUGCAUACCGGUAUACACCUGGUGUUCAUAAUCCACCUGCUGUUCCUGCUGUGCCACCUUCUCAGCAGUCUGGUCCGAAUCCUCAGCAAGGAAUAGGGCAAGUGGGCAGCCAUCCUCCUCUGACGUCACAAGCUCUUUCUGAGGCGUCUCCACAGGAGCAGAAGCAGAUGCUCGGUGAGCGAUUGUAUCCGCUGAUUUGUGAGACGCAUCCAGAGUUGGCUGGUAAGAUCACUGGCAUGUUGUUGGAGAUCGACAAUGCAGAGUUGCUGCACAUGCUGGAUGAGGCUGAUCUGUUGAAGAGGAAGGUUGACGAGGCGGUCAACGUGCUGAGAGCUCAUCAGAUCAAGGAGCAGACGAAAGUUCCGUCGCCUGACGAUACUGCAUACCCGUAUACACCUGGUGUUCGUAAUCCACCGGCUGUUCCUGCUGUGCAAGUGGGCAGCCAUCCUCCUCUGACGUCACAAGCUCUUUCUGAGGCGUCUCCACAGAAGCAGAAGCAGAUGCUCGGUGAGCGAUUGUAUCCGCUGAUUUGUGAGACGCAUCCAGAGUUGGCUGGUAGGAUCACUGGCAUGUUGUUGGAGAUCGACAACGCAGAGUUGCUGCACAUGCUGGAUGAGGCUGAUCUGUUGAAGAGGAAGGUUGACGAGGCGGUCAACGUGCUGAGAGCUCAUCAGAUCAAGGAGCAGACGAAAGUUCCGUCGCCUGGCGAUACUGCAUACCCGUAUACACCUGGUGUUCGUAAUCCACCGGCUGUUCCUGCUGUGCAAGUGGGCAGCCAUCCUCCUCUGACGUCACAAGCUCUUUCUGAGGCGUCUCCACAGAAGCAGAAGCAGAUGCUCGGUGAGCGAUUGUAUCCGCUGAUUUGUGAGACGCAUCCAGAGUUGGCUGGUAGGAUCACUGGCAUGUUGUUGGAGAUCGACAACGCAGAGUUGCUGCACAUGCUGGAUGAGGCUGAUCUGUUGAAGAGGAAGGUUGACGAGGCGGUCAACGUGCUGAGAGCUCAUCAGAUCAAGGAGCAGACGAAAGGUCCGUCAUCUGGCGAUGCAGCUCAGUGAGACAGAGAAAUGACUCACAAGUCAUGACUGUUGUAAUUGACAGUGUGUCUUUCGGUUUGUGGUGUGUGUGUGUGUGUGUGUGUGUGUGUGUGUGUGUGUGUGUGUGUGUGUGUGGUGUGUGUGUGUGUGUGUGUGUGUGUGUGUGUGUGUGUGUGUGUGUGUGUGUGUGCUGUUGACACGUUCAGAGUGUAAUAAAAAUGAGAAACAGGAAUUACAGCAGUGGCAACUCGUCGAUGAUGUCAUACGUAAAGAAGGUUGAUACAUCAUGUUGAUUGGCAAUCAUUGAUGUCUGAGUGUGAAUGCUCAUUGUGACGAUGACCCUGGAGCCUUUGGACAAAUUUAUACAAAACAGAAUCUACACUGAAUUUAGGGGUGG
Corticium candelabrum is the source of this 2494-nucleotide messenger RNA. Its product is annotated as polyadenylate-binding protein 1-B-like. The record is from RefSeq and is a predicted model, not a curated record. Gene Ontology annotation, molecular function: poly(A) binding; mRNA 3'-UTR binding; poly(U) RNA binding. NCBI's taxonomy places the organism in Eukaryota, Metazoa, Porifera, Homoscleromorpha, Homosclerophorida, Plakinidae. The transcript is spliced from 6 exons. The coding region runs from base 211 to 2118 and encodes 635 amino acids. Gene Ontology annotation, cellular component: nucleus; ribonucleoprotein complex; cytosol.